AUGUCGAGGUUCCUCAAAAAUUUGAUCUACAAAACCUUCAUUUCGGAGGCAUCAAAAACGCCCCUGGUGCAACGUGCGGCGGAGAAGGCGGCUCGCAUGGAGCGCAACUUCACCGGCGAGAAGCUCGGGCUGUGGUUCGGCGCCACUGUCCGUGAGGUCUCUAACGACAUCAGGUCUAGCUACAAGAUUCUGUCUGCAUACCUCAACCCUGGCGCAGCGACGCCGCAGCCGCAGUCCCUGUCGACAGCGAAUAAGCGGGUGAGGACUGCCGGUGACGAUACUACGCCGCCCAAAGGACGGUAA
This is a messenger RNA of Leishmania braziliensis MHOM/BR/75/M2904, 303 nucleotides long. RefSeq lists its product as hypothetical. Lineage: Eukaryota; Euglenozoa; Kinetoplastea; Trypanosomatida; Trypanosomatidae. The transcript has a single exon. Bases 1 to 303 code for a protein of 100 amino acids. The record is from RefSeq and is a predicted model, not a curated record.